Molecule: messenger RNA, 2476 nt
Organism: Onychomys torridus (southern grasshopper mouse)
Lineage: Eukaryota; Metazoa; Chordata; Mammalia; Rodentia; Cricetidae
Gene: Lancl1
Product: LanC like 1
Exons: 9
Coding region: 327-1526 (399 amino acids)
Biological process (GO): peptide modification; carbohydrate metabolic process
Cellular component (GO): plasma membrane
Source: RefSeq, a predicted model, not a curated record
GCCGUGUCUGUUGUUGUGCGCGCCGUGCGGGUGGCGAGGCCGGCAGAAGAGAGUGCGCGCCCGGUCGUCGUCACCGUCGGCCUGCUGCCCCCCAACUCGUGGGCGUGGGACGUGGGUGGACAACGGGCCCCCUUGCUCCCGCGGGGCUCAGAGCCGCGGCUGCCGUUCCGCGAGCGUGCCGAGCCGCUGUGGGCCGGGGUCCGCUGCUCGGCGGGAAGGGGCUGCGGGAGUGCCCGCCGCCGUGGCGUUGGCGUCCCAGCCGGGAGCCCAGGCGCCCCUCGAGAGCACUCUCUCCCCUGUUGUGCAGGUUCGCGGGCGGCGUCAGCAUGGCUCAGCGGGCCUUCCCGAAUCCUUACGCCGAUUAUAACAAGUCCCUGGCCGAAUGCUACUUUGAUUCUACGGGGAAGCUGACUCCUGAGUUCUCACAGCGCUUGACCAAUAAGAUUCGAGAGCUCCUUCAGCAAAUGGAAAGAGGCCUAAAGUCAGCAGAUCCUCGGGAUGGCACCGGAUACACCGGCUGGGCAGGCAUUGCUGUGCUUUACUUACACCUCUAUGAUGUGUUUGGGGACCCUGCCUACUUGCAGAUGGCUCACGGCUAUGUAAAGCAAAGCCUAAACUGUUUGAGCAGGCGCUCCAUCACCUUCCUGUGCGGCGAUGCAGGCCCCCUGGCUGUGGCUGCUGUGCUGUAUCACAAGAUGAACAGUGAGAAGCAGGCAGAGGAUUGCAUCACCCGGCUCAUUCACCUAAAUAAGAUUGAUCCCCAUGCACCAAAUGAAAUGCUCUAUGGCCGCAUAGGCUACAUCUUUGCUCUGCUUUUUGUCAAUAAGAACUUUGGAGAGGAGAAGAUUCCUCAAAACCAUAUUCAGCAGGUUGGUGAAGCAAUCUUAAAUUCUGGGGAGAACCUAGCUAGAAAGAGAAAGUUCACAGCAAAGUCUCCACUGAUGUAUGAGUGGUACCAGGAAUAUUACGUGGGAGCUGCUCAUGGCCUGGCAGGAAUCUAUUACUACCUAAUGCAGCCCAGCCUUCAGGUGAGCCAAGCGAAGUUGCAUGGUUUGGUGAAGCCCAGUGUCGACUUUGUCUGCCAGCUGAAGUUCCCUUCUGGCAAUUACCCUCCGUGUCUGGAUGACACCAGAGACCUGCUUGUCCACUGGUGCCAUGGUGCCCCUGGCGUCAUCUACAUGCUCAUCCAGGCCUACAAGGUGUUCAAAGAGGAGCAGUACCUCUCUGCUGCCUACCAGUGUGCUGAUGUGGUCUGGCAGUAUGGACUGCUGAAGAAGGGCUAUGGGCUGUGCCAUGGUGCUGCAGGGAAUGCCUAUGCCUUCCUGGCGCUCUACAACCUCACACAAGAUGUAAAGUACCUGUACAGGGCCUGCAAGUUUGCUGAGUGGUGCUUAGAUUAUGGAGAGCAUGGAUGCAGGACACCGGACACCCCCUACUCCCUCUUUGAAGGGAUGGCUGGAACAAUAUAUUUCUUGACCGACCUGUUAGUCCCCACAAAGGCCAAGUUCCCUGCAUUUGAACUGUAAAAGGAAAGCAUAUCCCCUGCAGCAUGACCUGUGUAUUCCAGCCUGGGCUAAGUGCUAAGUGUUUCUGUUGCUUUGGAAGGCGCAGAAUGAAACUGUGUACUUGAUGUUGUUGGGUUUUUAUUUCCAUACUUUGUUUUCAGCAGUUCAGCACCUUCCUUUAAUUAUUUACUUUUAUUUCAAAGUGUAAGUGAAAGCCAGCUUAAUUUUCUUCCAAAGGGAAGGAUAAUUGACAGGUAUAGUAUUUUGUGGCCAUUUACAUGUAUUUACAGACUUGGAGGAAAUCUUACUCUUAUUUAAUUUUAUGGCUGUAAUCAUGUGUUAGUGUUCUUUAAAAUGUUUUCUAAAAAUUCAGUAAGCCAUGACUGGUAGCAUGCUAGCCUAUCUACUAAAGAGACUAAGGCAGGAGAAUCACAAGUUCAAGGCCAACCUGAGCAACUUAGUGAUACCCCCAUUUCAGAAUAAAGAGGAGAGAGAGAUCUUGGGAAUAGCUGAGUGGUAGAACACAUUUCUAGUAUACAAAGGCCCUCGGUUCUGUCCCCAGCACUCAGGUGUACACACACACACACACACACACACACACACACACACACACACACACACGUCAGCACAGGUGGACAGAUUGUAUAUAAGUGGCCAUUGUUGAAUAUUGCGUUCCAUCUCUUCUGUUGUAUAUUUUUCCUCCAACAGAGAGUAGCUUUAUGACUUGGUUUUCUCCAAAUGGUUCAUUAUUUAGGGGGACAAAAAUAUAAUCCAUGCUUCUGGAAGAAAAACUGUAAGAAUUACAGACUAGACUUGGGACCUAAAAGUCAUUUUUUAAACUUCUAGUUCCUGUCUGAACUAGAAAUACUAUUUCCAGUGAACCACAUGGGCACUGUAUUCCAGCAAUGUUGUCAGAACUUAAAAAUGGUUGUGGUGCACAUUCUGAUCUGAAAGUUAAUUCACCAACAACA